CGUCACUGCUGUCUGCGACAAAAUGUAGUGCGAGCUCUCAUUAAAGCAUCAGCUGAUGCUACACCUUUUCAGCACCGCGGACAGCUCCGUUCUGCAUACCGAGCAGAUGGAGGCGACUAUAAAAGCCCGCGUGGAGCAUCUCUGCACCGGACACACACACCAGCCUCCCACAACAUGGACAAAACACACCGCUUCCCGCAGAGGAGAACUGGAAAUGAAUAUCUGCAAUAUCAGCCGAAACGUGCAGGGUUAGACACGAGUGUUAGUGUUAGGAGGGAAUUCGAUAUGACCGCAUCCACCAGCAUGAACCUAACCAACCCCUUAUCUGGAAACUUUAACGAGAAAGAUCUGCUCCAUGGCUUGAACGGCCGUCUUGCUGGAUUCAUAGACAAGGUGCAUCAGCUGGAGUACCAGAAUCAGCUACUGGAGAGAGAAAUUGAGGAAAUCAGAGGAAAAGCCAGAUCUGUGUCCUCGCUGGAGCAAGAGUAUGGACCAGAACUGAGGAGGAUGAGGGAGCUGGUUCAGGACAUUACCCAUCAGAAAGGGCAGAUCGAGAUCGAGCAUCAGAAUCUGGAGGAGGAAUUAUCUAAUUUAAAGAGACAGCGUGAAAAAGAGGCGCAAAACAGGUCAGUGGCAGAGAGCAAUAUUAUGGUCCUCAAGAGGGACAUCAAUGACGCAUAUCAGGCUAAGCUACAACUGGACAAGAAGGCGCAGUCCCUCGUGGAUGAGAUUCACUUCCUGAAGAGCAACCACGAGGCCGAGGUGUCAGAGAUGAUAAACCACAUUCAAAAUACGCAGGAAAUCAUAAAGGCGCACGAAUUUGGCAACCCCGGCGUCACUGCGGCACUCCGGGACGUACGAGCGCAGCUAGAAGGUCACGCAGUUUGUGACGUACACCAGGUAGGGGAAACUUUUCGAUCUCAGUUUGCCAAGUUAACUGAGGCGGCUGAGGUGAAGAGAGAGGCGCUCAGAGCCACUCAGCAAGAAAUUAACGAGUACAGGAGACGGCUGCAGGCAAAGAACAUCGAGCUGGACUGCGCAAAAGGCACCAGAGAGGCUCUGGAAAAGCAACUUCAUGAGGUUGAAGAUCGCCACAAGGAAGAAAUUCUCCAUUACCAGGACACUAUCAAGCAACUUGAAAACGAGCUCAUAAAUUGCAAAUUUGACAUGUCUGGAUACCUGAGGGAGUACCAAGACCUGUUAAAUGUCAAGAUGGCUUUGGAUGUGGAGAUUCUGUCCUACAGGAAACUUCUGUGUGGUGAAGAGGCUCGUCUUUCCGCGGUGUCGGACACUCACAUGUCUUUGCCGUACAUCUACCACCAGUCUCCGGUGUACCCCCUCCCCUGCGUCAACAGGCAAGGGGGCGUCCACCGGUGGCCGGAGCCCCAGUACAAGUUUGUGGAAGAGAUUAUAACAGAGACCACGCGGGAGAUCGAGAUGUCAGAAUUUGAGGAGACGGGGUCUGAAGAGACAGAGGCGGGACAAGAUGAACAGUGUACCAAAAGAGAGAGAGGGAGUAGUAAGGAAGAGGAGGGUGAUAAAGACAGUGGAGAGGACAAUGGUGAGCAGAUCUCUGAUAGUCAGCAGGAUCAAGUAGAAACAGAAGAUGGAGCACAGGAGGGUGGUGGUGAGGAGGGAGAUGAAGAGGGAGAGGGUGGAAAAAGGGUGGAGGAAUUAUCAGAAGUAGAGAACAAUGAGGACACCGGAGCAGAGGAAAAUACUCAAGUUAAAUUGCACUUAACACAGGGUAUCGAUGAGGAAGAUGAACCUAACAGAGUACCUGAAAAAACUAACGAAAACAAAGAGGCAGGAAGCACAGAAACUGUUCAGAAAGCUGAGGAACUAAAAGAAGAGGUCCCAGUGGAGGAUAAACAGCACAAAACAUCUGAAGAUGAUACAAAACCUGACCCUUUGAAGGAGACAAAAAGCACCCCAGCUCAAGCGAAGACGUCUGAUGAUAAAAUCUCAGCUCAAGAUUUUAAAGAUUCAGAUAAAACUCAAGAGGCAGCCAGUGUUACUCAAGUGCAAAAUGAGGUUCAUGUUGUGGCUUCAGAGACAUGUGAGAAAACAGAUUUAGGAGCAGAGUCAAAGAGCAGUCUAGUCACAGAAACUGAAAAUAAAACUUCAAUAGCCAAAAGGGAGGAAAAAGGAAACAGUAAAGUAGAGCAAGAGGAGAUGAGUAAGAUUGAAAAAAGAGAUGAUAAAGCACAAAAAAGGAUUGAGGACCAAAACAAGGACACGCAGUCUAAAGCAAACAUGGAAACUGAUCUUAAAGCAGAGAAGCAAAAGUUAAACAGCGAAGAUGAAACCAAAAUAGUCCCUGUUACUCUGCCAAAACAGAAGUCACCAGCCACUGCAGAGGUCAAAGAAACACAAAAGGGGGCGCCAGAGAGCAAACAGAGUCAGAAAUCACAAGCAUUUGAUGAGAAAUAGCAAUUUAUAAAAGGAAAAAGUGAUGGGGCAGGUAAAAUAAGGAGGAACUAAACAGAGGGAAUGUGUGAUCAGAAUGAGUAAGCACAGAUGAGUCACUUCCAGCUCAGCUUAUGGACAGAUGGCAGUGAUGUAGCAGAGAACGGCUUUAACGCUGUAUGGCAGCUGGGGUUCAGGUGAGAUACCUGACCCCGUCAAAAUAAAAGCUUGAGCCAAAACAAAAGGAGAGAAAAUAGAGUUCAAAGCCCAGAAUUAUCCCCAUGUGGAGACAGCAUGAAUUUGCAUCAGCUUUGAGUCUUAAAUCAGCCUGUUAUGCAUUAAAACCUUUGGAUCCACUGCUCAACUGAUGUGAUUAUGAAUGUAAAACAUGCAAAGGGAAUUUGCAUGUCUUUGCUGUUUGCUGACAAAUAAAUACAAUUACAAAAUCAUGUUUGAGUCGGAUUUUCCUGCCCACCUAAAGGUAUUGUGAUAAUGUCAU
Messenger RNA from Sphaeramia orbicularis (orbiculate cardinalfish), 2908 nucleotides. Its product is annotated as neurofilament light polypeptide. The transcript is spliced from 3 exons. Bases 175 to 2433 code for a protein of 752 amino acids. The record is from RefSeq and is a predicted model, not a curated record. Gene Ontology annotation, cellular component: axon; postsynaptic intermediate filament cytoskeleton; cytoplasm. NCBI's taxonomy places the organism in Eukaryota, Metazoa, Chordata, Actinopteri, Kurtiformes, Apogonidae. Gene Ontology annotation, molecular function: structural constituent of cytoskeleton. Gene Ontology annotation, biological process: neurofilament bundle assembly.